Messenger RNA from Suillus bovinus, 198 nucleotides. RefSeq lists its product as uncharacterized. NCBI's taxonomy places the organism in Eukaryota, Fungi, Basidiomycota, Agaricomycetes, Boletales, Suillaceae. The annotation marks the transcript as partial. The transcript has a single exon. The record is from RefSeq and is a predicted model, not a curated record.
AUAACCUUUGGAAAUGACUUGACAAAGGAAGAACAAGAAAAGUUAAAACAACUAGUGAGGGAGAACACAGACGACUUUGUGUUAGAAUUGGAGGAAGUAAUCCCAAUACCAGGAGUAGAGCUGAACCUAAAUGGUCCAGAUAAUGCAGUCUUCAAUCUGUGUAUGUACCAACAGCUGAUGACACCAGAACAAGCAUGA